CAGGAGCCGUUUCAUCCGCUGCACAAGCAGCAAGAUCAAAAGUGAGCCUUUUCUGAUUGCUGCAUAGUGUCAAUUGGCCAAUCUCUUCUCCCAGGGAAAAAAAAAGUAAAUCAAACCUUUGAGAAGCAUUUGCUGGUUGAAGUGCUUUCUGUCUAGUGAGGGGGUCUGUGGAUUUCUAGUUUAUGAUAAAUAGGACUUUAAAAAUCAGGGACAGGAGGGCGAGUGUUCAGGUUCUGGAGCUAUGCAGCUGGAGCACUGCCUUUCUCCUUCUAUCAUGCUCUCCAAGAAAUUUCUCAAUGUGAGCAGCAGCUACCCACAUUCAGGCGGAUCUGAGCUUGUCUUGCACGAUCAUCCCAUUAUCUCGACCACUGACAACCUGGAGAGAAGUUCACCUUUGAAAAAAAUUACCAGGGGGAUGACGAAUCAGUCAGAUACAGACAAUUUUCCUGACUCCAAGGACUCACCAGGGGACGUCCAGAGAAGUAAACUCUCUCCUGUCUUGGACGGGGUCUCUGAGCUUCGUCACAGUUUCGAUGGCUCUGCUGCAGAUCGCUACCUCCUCUCUCAGUCCAGCCAGCCACAGUCUGCGGCCACUGCUCCCAGUGCCAUGUUCCCGUACCCCGGCCAGCACGGACCGGCGCACCCCGCCUUCUCCAUCGGCAGCCCCAGCCGCUACAUGGCCCACCACCCGGUCAUCACCAACGGAGCCUACAACAGCCUCCUGUCCAACUCCUCACCGCAGGGCUACCCAACCGCCGGCUACCCCUACCCACAGCAGUACGGCCACUCCUACCAAGGAGCCCCGUUCUACCAGUUCUCUUCCACACAGCCUGGGCUGGUGCCCGGCAAAGCGCAGGUGUACUUGUGCAACAGGCCCCUUUGGCUGAAAUUUCACCGGCACCAAACGGAGAUGAUCAUCACCAAACAGGGAAGGCGCAUGUUUCCUUUUUUAAGUUUUAACAUUUCUGGUCUCGAUCCCACGGCUCAUUACAAUAUUUUUGUGGAUGUGAUUUUGGCGGAUCCCAAUCACUGGAGGUUUCAAGGAGGCAAAUGGGUUCCUUGCGGCAAAGCGGACACCAAUGUGCAAGGAAAUCGGGUUUAUAUGCAUCCGGAUUCCCCCAACACGGGGGCUCACUGGAUGCGUCAAGAAAUAUCUUUCGGAAAAUUAAAACUUACAAACAACAAGGGAGCUUCAAACAACAAUGGGCAGAUGGUGGUUUUACAGUCCUUGCACAAGUACCAGCCCCGCCUGCAUGUGGUGGAAGUGAACGAGGAUGGCACGGAGGACACCAGCCAGCCCGGCCGCGUACAGACAUUCACUUUCCCCGAGACUCAGUUCAUCGCCGUCACCGCCUAUCAAAACACCGAUAUUACACAACUGAAAAUAGAUCACAACCCCUUUGCAAAAGGAUUUCGGGAUAAUUAUGAUACGAUCUACACUGGCUGCGACAUGGACCGCCUGACCCCCUCGCCCAACGACUCCCCGCGCUCGCAGAUCGUGCCCGGGGCCCGCUACGCCAUGGCCGGCUCUUUCCUGCAGGACCAGUUCGUGAGCAACUACGCCAAGGCCCGCUUCCACCCGGGCGCGGGCGCGGGCCCCGGGCCGGGCACGGACCGCAGCGUGCCGCACACCAACGGGCUGCUGUCGCCGCAGCAGGCCGAGGACCCGGGCGCGCCGUCGCCGCAGCGCUGGUUUGUGACGCCGGCCAACAACCGGCUGGACUUCGCCGCCUCGGCCUACGACACUGCCACGGACUUCGCGGGCAACGCGGCCACGCUGCUCUCCUACGCGGCGGCGGGCGUGAAGGCGCUGCCCCUGCAGGCGGCCGGCUGUACGGGCCGCCCGCUCGGCUACUACGCCGACCCGUCGGGCUGGGGCGCGCGCAGCCCCCCGCAGUACUGCGGCGCCAAGUCGGGCUCGGUGCUGCCCUGCUGGCCCAACAGCGCCGCGGCCGCCGCGCGCAUGGCCGGCGCCAACCCCUACCUGGGCGAGGAGGCCGAGGGCCUGGCCGCCGAGCGCUCGCCGCUGCCGCCCGGCGCCGCCGAGGACGCCAAGCCCAAGGACCUGUCCGACUCCAGCUGGAUCGAGACGCCCUCCUCCAUCAAGUCCAUCGACUCGAGCGACUCGGGGAUUUACGAGCAGGCCAAACGGAGGCGGAUCUCGCCCGCCGACACGCCCGUGUCCGAGAGCUCGUCUCCGCUCAAGAGCGAGGUGCUGGCCCAGCGGGACUGCGAGAAGAACUGCGCCAAGGACAUAGGCGGCUACUACGGCUUCUACUCGCACAGCUAGGCCGCCCCGGCCCCGCUCCCCGCCGCGGAACGGCCCCGACCCCGGCCAGCCCCUUGCGCCUCUCCCCCUGCUCCU
This is a messenger RNA of Camelus dromedarius (Arabian camel), 2365 nucleotides long. It is a transcript of the gene TBR1, whose product is annotated as T-box brain transcription factor 1. Gene Ontology annotation, biological process: cell fate specification; regulation of transcription by RNA polymerase II; positive regulation of DNA-templated transcription. Gene Ontology annotation, molecular function: DNA-binding transcription factor activity, RNA polymerase II-specific; RNA polymerase II cis-regulatory region sequence-specific DNA binding. Bases 242 to 2290 code for a protein of 682 amino acids. Gene Ontology annotation, cellular component: nucleus. The transcript is spliced from 6 exons. The record is from RefSeq and is a predicted model, not a curated record. Lineage: Eukaryota; Metazoa; Chordata; Mammalia; Artiodactyla; Camelidae.